This is a messenger RNA of Lytechinus pictus (painted urchin), 1083 nucleotides long. Its product is annotated as lactosylceramide 1,3-N-acetyl-beta-D-glucosaminyltransferase-like. The transcript has a single exon. Lineage: Eukaryota; Metazoa; Echinodermata; Echinoidea; Temnopleuroida; Toxopneustidae. Bases 1 to 1083 code for a protein of 360 amino acids. The record is from RefSeq and is a predicted model, not a curated record. Gene Ontology annotation, molecular function: hexosyltransferase activity. Gene Ontology annotation, cellular component: Golgi membrane.
AUGGCACGAGUUCCUUUGAAGGGGAUAGUGGUGAUGCUUUGCUUUAUCUCGUCUCUAUGUGCAUGCAAAUUCAUUUUUGUUCGGAAUGCGGGCAUCUUAAAUCAAACAUCGUUGGAGCUCAGAUCCGGAGCCGCUGGGAAGCGAGGCCCAAAUAACUUUACAUCCGUCAUAUCUGAUUCACAGAGAGGCAAAAACGCAAGUGUAACGCCUGGUCAACACGCGACGUUGCGGCCAAAACUACCAGCGCUCGGAUGGCUCAAAAAUGUGGACUGGGUACCAGGCAUGGCAGGACCGAAAUUGGACAUCUAUGAUUUUGUAGUCAAUCCUGAGAAUACGUGUAAGGUAGGGAAUAUCACACUACUAAUUUUGGUGAAGUCGGCACCCUCUCAUUUUUCACGCAGAGAGGUCAUCCGGGAAACUUACAUCAGGUUUGUCCAGGAGAAUAGGAUGCCCGCCAAGGUGCUGUUCAUCUUAGGAAACCCAACGGCGGAAGCUGACCGGGAUCUCAUAAGAGAGGAGUCCAAACUACACGGGGAUAUUCUGCAGGUCGGUUUUAGAGACCAUUAUUACAACCUUACCAUCAAGCUCAUCAUGGGAUUCAAAUGGACCGUAAACUUUUGCCAUCACAGUGACUUUCUGAUGUCAACAGAUGAUGACGUAAUGAUCGACGUUGCCAACCUUGUCGAGGACUUGAAAACGCUACCGGAGUCUCGUACGAACUUCUGCCUGGGAUGGCCAACCUCCACUGCGCCGAUACGAGAUGUGAACAACAAAUGGUACUGCCCGGAAGAAAUGUUCCCAGAUGACAUUUACCAGGUGUAUCCAUUUGGUCAUGGUUAUGUGUUGUCGCAUGAUGCUGUAGCAAAAGUCUACGAUGCUUCAAAAGAACUGCCUCCAAAAACACCCUUUGACGAUGUUUACUGUGGUAGACUUUUGAUCUCAAGAGGCGUGGGUAUUGUUAACAGAGCGAACACCUUUAAGAGAAUUCAUCCUGGGAUACAACCCGGAGAUUACCUAAAGUGUGAACUGUCGGUGGACGAAAUGAAAAAAGUAUGGAAGUCGAUGGAACCUGUUCGGAACUAA